AUGGACAAAAUCACAGGGAAGUGGCAAGACUACCUUAAUGAACGAUUUCCCCAGGGUAAAGGAGGGAAGUCAACUAUUUUCAAAUGCCCUGAAUGCAGCGCCGAGUUCGAAGAUGCCGAGGCCUGGCGACAGCACAUCGCAUCACACCCCCAGCAUCAACAAAGCCAGUCAGCGAAGAAGGUUAAUGCCUUCAACCAGUCCGCUCAAGCGUUGAUCGAGACCGAUGCGGAUCGAGAUAACCGCAAGGGCCAUGUGGGCGAAACCUCCGUGCCUAACAACAUCGCCAAGUCUGACGACACUCGCGGAGCUAAGCACCAGUCUCCUCCACCGAUCACAAGCUCUCAUGCGCUAGCGAGUCCCUCAAACAACCGAAGUCAAGCUCACAACGACUCUGACCAAGAGAGGCCUCAUCAAAACACGUCCAAACGGCGACUCCGGACGCCAGAUGAUGACCCACGCUCCAAGACCCCUUCAAAUGAGGCUCAAGAUACAUCCAGACAAACCCAAGGGACGACUGCAGCGCACCAGAGUUCGCCUCAGCCUAGACCAGACGAGGACAAUACAUCCGUCAUGAUCCCCCAGCCAGAGACAAGGCCCAUUUCUCAAGAUCAAUUAGUCGCGGAAGUCAAAGGUAUAUACGCCGGCCUUGUUAUGGUUGAAACAAAAUGCAUAGAGGUCGACAAUGCACAAUCCUCCAACACCAAGUCUAAACUCAACAACGACCAGUGGCAAGCCCUGAUCGCUCUGCACAGAACUUUGUUGCAUGAGCAUCACGACUUCUUCCUUGCCAGCCAGCACCCAUCCGCUAGCCCUGCACUGCGACGACUGGCAUCCAAAUACGCUAUGCCUGCCCGUAUGUGGCGCCACGGCAUCCAUUCGUUUCUCGAACUCCUGAGAUGUAGGCUGCCCGCGUCUUUGGAGCACAUGCUUUCGUUUUUGUAUCUGGCAUACAGCAUUGUCGCUCUCCUAUACGAGACUGUGCCUGCCUUUGAGGAUACUUGGAUUGAGUGCUUGGGAGAUUUGGGUCGAUACAGAAUGGCCAUCGAGGACAACUGUAUCCGGGACCGUGAGACCUGGACUGGCGUGAGUCGCCAUUGGUACAGCAAGGCUUCUGACAAGUCUCCUACAACCGGACGGCUCUAUCACCACCUUGCUAUUCUUGCCAGGCCCAAUGCCUUGCAGCAGCUUUCAUACUAUACAAAGUCGCUCUGUGUCUUGAUCCCCUUUCCGAGCGCCCGGGAGAGCAUCAUGACCUUAUUUGACCCAGUGUUGAGCAAGAACCCGAACCGCCUGGCGCCAAUCGAUGCAGCAUUUGUGAGGACUCAUGGCAUUCUGUUCUCCGGCAAGUCCAAGGAGAGACUGCCAGAGUCGAUGGACGAGUUCGUUGGGCAGCUGGAUAGCUAUAUUGGACGCGUGACCAAGAGAUGGCUGGAAGCAGGAUACUAUAUCGGUAUUUCAAUGGGUUGCUCUCUUCUUGGCUAUGGUGCCGAGUCUAACGUGCUUAUGCGGGCUAUGUCACAAAAGCCUGAAGAUAACGACGUUGCCAUGGACGGAAGCUCUAUCGUGGAGGCCAAUCCGGAUGAGCCGUUCAAGCAGGCCCUUGACUUCGCGGUCCGAAUUAUCGAGACGGUGAUGCGACGAUGGGGUGACACCAACACGCUCCCAUUCCUGCACACCGUGCUGGUAUUCAUGAACCAUAUGACACGAUUCCCAGGGGCCAUUUCUUACCUUGAAGGAGCAUUCCCAUGGAAGCUGACAGCCUUGAUGCUCAACUCCCUUCUGGUAUCAUGCGAGGCCGGCUACGAAGUGCACUCCGAUUUCCGACGUCCUGAAAGGGAGUUGCCGCGGCCUCUACCCGAGGACUUUGCCAUGCGUGGGUUGAUCUACUCAGAGGAUUACUUCCCCAGCGAUUGGUUCAAGAAUAAUAAAAUUGACGAGGAUGAGAAGUAUUUUGAGCUGGGGUCGAUGGUGGAGGAGCGAAAGGACCGCAUCUUGACUCUGGGGUGCAAGAUUGCCGCUUCAGGAUCCUGGCUCAUUUGGAAGCCAGAGACACGCCAAUUCUCGGUGCCGGCCAAGUACGAUGUGGAGCUAGAGGAUAUCCUAGUUUGA
Fusarium keratoplasticum is the source of this 2109-nucleotide messenger RNA. Its product is annotated as EST1-DNA-bind domain-containing protein. The record is from RefSeq and is a predicted model, not a curated record. Gene Ontology annotation, biological process: nuclear-transcribed mRNA catabolic process, nonsense-mediated decay. The transcript has 3 exons. NCBI's taxonomy places the organism in Eukaryota, Fungi, Ascomycota, Sordariomycetes, Hypocreales, Nectriaceae. Gene Ontology annotation, cellular component: telomerase holoenzyme complex. Gene Ontology annotation, molecular function: telomerase RNA binding; protein binding; telomeric repeat DNA binding. Bases 1 to 2109 code for a protein of 702 amino acids.